This is a messenger RNA of Chara braunii, 2566 nucleotides long. Lineage: Eukaryota; Viridiplantae; Streptophyta; Charophyceae; Charales; Characeae. The record is from the annotation of a GenBank genome assembly.
CGUACUCACACUACCGGUAGCACUCUCCCGAAUGCAUCUGACCGCAAUCACUUCCAGAGCUCAGUCGAAAAACUCCUACCGGUCGUGUGAGUAUGCCCUGAUUCACACAACUGGGACCCCGACCCCGACCCUUAUCUCUACCUCCGACCGCCUGUUCGUGCUGAGUUUUGUCGUUUUCUCGUGAUCCAAAACUCCCAGACUGCGGGGGAGGCUGUGUUGACGUGCGGGCCACUUACUGACACCGAAUCAUCUUUUCAAUUCAACUGGAGGUAGUGAAACCACGUGGCAGCCGCAUCGGAUUUCGCUCGUAGGAAGGCAAGGAGUUUGAAACACUACAUCUUCACUUCUGCAUUCAGGACUAUUGUUAGAUCAGAGCACAACUGUUGGAUGAAAAUGGUGUGAGCCAUUGGAUGAAAUGGAGUGGUGUGAAAUGCGCCACCCAGGAACAUAGUGCAGGAGUUGUACUCAGUGAGGGCUAGAAUAGACUCGGCCAUUUCUGUGCCUGGCUGAUGUGACGUAGGGACGUCAGUUUCAUCAUACUUGAGAAGAUCAGUGCGGUCAGCUUCUUGGCCAUCCAGGGGGUGGUCCAGUGCCGUGCCUGGAGGUGGUGCAGAUCUCGCAUGGCAACAAAGAUGGCAGUGCAUGUUGCUCUUCCUGUGCACUUGCCGCUGAAUCGUUCAGGUACAGCUCGGGAGUUCGACGUGCGCUCGUCUUUGACUGUGUCUGAUCUCACUAACGCAGCGGUCUACAGCAAACGAGCAUGCUCUACGAUCUCGCUAUCGCAAUGGCAGUCGCCCACGAAGGUGGCUAUUUGCAAUCCUGAAGGAAGCCGAAGCCGAACGUUGCACAGAAUGAAGUCUGUCAGUUGGUUGAACAAGGGUUGUCCUGGGUGUUCGACCUUCACAGUUGCUGCCAGCAGAAGAGAAUGUCACCGAUUAGCUGUAUCACCAGGUAUGGGUAGACGCACAGACAGAGGGAAAACCCGGACAAGGUCUGUGCGCCUUUCAUAUCCCUCAGUGGCGAAAGCCGAUCCCGUAAUGCACAUGCGGUCGAGCCGCCAAUCGGCCCCAAUGAUGCCAUCUGCUGUUGCUAGGAACGAGCUUGUUGCUGCCGUAGGAGAGCAAUCCGAGAAUGAGGACGGUAAGAAGGAGACGGUGACAAGUCGUGUGCUUGCGAAUGCUGCAUCAAAAACAGCAGCAGCAGCUAUGGCAGUCGCUGUUGCCAUGGUUCUCAAUUGUGCUGGAGGGCCGGCUCUGGCUCGACCGGAAGGAGUCAAUCGACCCGAUCUGCUUCCUCCGGGAGGCUCGCCGAUCAUCGAUAUCGCAAACUUCCUGUCGCCUUAUCAAGAGACACGAAUCAGGGACCAACUUGAGAAACUGGAGCGCGACACCGGGUUCAGACUACGCGUUCUUGCGCAGAACUAUCCAGAGACUCCUGGCCGUGCCGUGAAGAAGUACUGGGGGGUGGAUGAGUACACUAUCGUGUUUGUGGCUGAUCCAAACACAGGUAACAUCUUGAAUUUCAACGUGGGGAGUGCUGUCGACCUCAACGUUCCACGAAGUUUCUGGAGCCGGCUGCAAGGAAAGUAUGGAAAUAUAUUCUACUGGAGAGAGAAGGGGGAAGAUGCAGCAAUUGAAGCGGCUGUUUCGGCCAUUGACAAUUGCCUCCGUGAACCACCUGGGCCAACGGCCUGCGCAGUUAUAAACGGACCUGCUUAAAGAGGGUAGGGACCUUUACAAAAAGGCAAGGUGCUAGUGACUGAGAGCACUCUUAGGUAUUGCAAAGAGAAGGUGUCACAUCAGUUGCAUGCAGUGGCAGCAAUGUGACCAUUCCUGGGGAUAAACAUUGUUACCCAGGAUUCUAUUUAUUCAUUUAUUUAUUUUUACCCAGGAUUUUCUUGGUGGGUAGACGGAAGUUUGGGGAAGGUUGCUUGGGGAAGCGUGGUGCUCCGUAGUCUGAAAAGAUUAGUUCUCCCCGCAACUGGGCGCCGCCCUCCCCCUCCGCCUCCCGUCAGGAUCAGUACAGGUGGGAUAGGAUUUCUGGGUGUCAUAGGAGUGGAGAAGAAGAGGAAGCAGUGGAGAAAGAGAGGAGAAGGAAAGAGAAAGGAGAAGGAGGUGAGAAGAACAGGAAAAAGAGAGGAGAAGAGGAGAGGGUGUGGACACAGUAAUCCUUUUUUUUUGUUUGAGUUCCGUAGUGUCCAGUUCAGAUUGAGCUUUCCAGUGUCUUGUUAGUUUGGCAUUUGAGAUGCCAUGAUGCCAGUCUCAUGACAGGGACUGCACUUGUUUCAAGCUUCUUGUUAGUUUGGCACUUGAGCUUUCAAUGUUCAGAUCAAAGAUGGUUUGUGAAUCGUUAUAGAUCGUCUGCUAAUUGUUAGACAAGAAAGGGACUGACAUGGAUCCCAACAGGCCAGUCUCAUGACAAUGUGCCAAUUUUAGAUAUGCAUUUUAGGUGUUGCCUGGCAUUCGGGUUGUUGGUGGAGGAGGAUGUGCAUGGGGAAAUCAUGCUGAAUUAUAGAUUAUGGGAAGAAAAAGGGGGAAUAAGCAACGAAGGUAUUGGUUGUUACAAA